GCUGGAGGAGGCAGCACAGAGAAAGGUCAGAAGAGUAGACGCUGCUGGCGAGAGGAGGGCAGCCUCUGCUGGCUUCCUGACACCAUGGACAGCUCCCAUUAACUAAGACGCCUCUCCACCCCUGGGAACCCAGGCUCUUUUGCCCCCUUCCUGUCAAAUUGGGAUUUCAUCCACCAUUCUCAAGGGACACUGAAGUUAUACCCAGUUCCAGUGUUGGGUUCAGUAGCCUCUCUGGACAUGUCUCUCCUGGAUGGUUCCGUGGGGGUGGAGGACCUUGUCCUCCUGGAACCCCUGGUGGAGGAGUCUCUGCUAAAGAACCUUCAACUGCGUUAUGAAAACAAGGAGAUUUAUACCUACAUUGGGAAUGUGGUGAUCUCGGUGAAUCCCUACCAACAGCUGCCCAUCUAUGGCCCAGAGUUUAUAGCCAGUUAUCGGGACUGUAUCUUCUAUGAGCUGAAGCCCCAUAUCUACGCACUGGCAAAUGUGGCAUACCAGUCACUGAGGGACCGGGGCCGAGACCAGUGUAUCCUCAUCACAGGCGAGAGUGGAGCGGGGAAGACUGAGGCUAGUAAGCUGGUGAUGUCUUACGUGGCGGCCGUCUGUGGGAAAGGGGAGCAGGUGAACUCUGUGAAGGAGCAGCUGCUUCAGUCAAACCCAGUGCUGGAGGCUUUUGGCAAUGCCAAGACCAUUCGCAACAACAACUCCUCUCGAUUUGGCAAAUACAUGGACAUUGAAUUUGACUUCAAAGGAUCCCCCCUCGGCGGUGUCAUCACAAACUACCUGCUUGAGAAAUCCCGCGUGGUGAAGCAGCUCAAAGGGGAAAGGAAUUUCCACAUCUUCUAUCAGCUGCUGGCAGGAGCAGACGCACAGCUGCUGAAGGCUCUGAAGCUUGAGCGGGAUGCAAAAAGCUAUGCCUAUCUGAACCAGGAGGUGUUCAGGGUGGAUGGCGUGGAUGAUGCUGCCAGCUUCCAGGUUGUACAGAAUGCAAUGACGGUGAUCGGGUUCUCAGAGAAGGAGAUUCGACAAGUGCUAGAGGUGAUAUCCCUUGUGCUGAAGCUGGGGAACGUGGAAGUGGCUGAUGAAUACCAGGCCAAUGGGAUACCAGCAAGUGGCAUUCGUGAUGGGACAGGUAUUCAGGAGAUUGGGGAGAUGGUAGGUUUGAGUUCAGGGGAACUGGAGAGAGCUUUGUGUUCAAGGACUAUGGAAACAGCCAAAGAGAAGGUGGUCACUGCACUGAAUGUUAUCCAGGCUCAGUAUGCUCGGGACGCUCUGGCUAAGAACAUCUACAGCCGGCUCUUCAACUGGAUAGUAAAUCGAAUCAAUGAGAGCAUCAAGGUGGGCACUGGGGAGAAGAAGGUGGUAAUGGGGGUCCUGGAUAUCUACGGUUUUGAGAUAUUAGAGGAUAACAGCUUUGAGCAGUUUGUGAUCAACUACUGCAAUGAGAAGCUGCAGCAGGUGUUCAUAGAGAUGACCCUGAAGGAAGAGCAGGAGGAGUACAAGAGGGAGGGCAUACCAUGGACGAAGGUGGACUAUUUUGAUAACGGUAUCAUCUGUAACCUCAUUGAGCAUAAUCAGCGAGGCAUCCUGGCCAUGUUGGAUGAGGAGUGCCUGCGGCCUGGGGUGGUCAGUGAUUCUACUUUCCUAGCAAAGCUGAAUCAGCAGUUCUCUAAGCAUGGUCAUUAUGAGAGCAAAGUCACCCAGAAUGCCCAGCACCAGUAUGACCGCACCAUGGGUCUCAGCUGCUUCCGCAUCUGCCACUAUGCAGGCAAGGUGACAUACAACGUGACCAACUUUAUUGACAAGAAUAAUGACCUACUCUUUCGAGACCUGUCCCAGACCAUGUGGAAGGCCCAACACCCUCUGCUCCGGUCCUUGUUUCCUGAGGGCGACCCCAAGCAGGCAUCUCUGAAGCGCCCCCCAACUGCAGGAGCCCAGUUCAAGAGUUCUGUGGCCAUCCUCAUGAAGAAUCUGUAUUCCAAGAACCCCAACUACAUUAGGUGCAUAAAGCCCAACGAGCAUCAGCAGCGGGGUCAGUUCUCCUCAGACCUGGUAGCAACACAAGCUCGGUACCUGGGGCUGCUGGAGAAUGUACGGGUGCGACGGGCAGGCUAUGCCCACCGCCAGGUGUACAGGUCAUUUCUGGAAAGGUACCGGCUGCUGAGCUGCAGCACCUGGCCUCGCUGGAACGGCGGAGACCGAGAGGGGGUCGAGAAGGUCCUGGGUGAGCUGAGCCUGUCCUCAGAGGAGCUGGCUUUUGGGAAGACAAAGAUCUUCAUUAGAAGCCCCAAGACUCUCUUCCACCUGGAAGAGCAGAGGCGCCUGCGGCUGCAGCAGCUGGCCACACUCAUACAGAAGACUUACCGGGGCUGGCGCUGCCGCACCCACUAUCAGCUGAUGCGAAAGAGUCAGAUCCUCAUCUCCUCUUGGUUCCGGGGCAACAUGCAAAAGAAACGGUAUGACAAGAUGAAGGCAUCUGCGUUAUUGAUCCAGGCUUUUGUGAGAGGGUGGAAGGCCCGCAAGAAUUAUCGAAAGUAUUUCCGGUCAGGGGCCGCUCUCACCUUGGCAAAUUUUAUCUACAAGAGCAUAGUACAGAAAUUCCUGCUGAACCUGAGGGACAAUCUGCCAUCUACCAAUGUCUUGGACAACAAGUGGCCUGUGGCCCCUUACAAGUUCCUCAGCACAGCCAGCCAGGAGCUGCGGCGGCUCUUCCACCAGUGGAAGUGCAAGAAGUUCAGGGAUCAGUUAUCCCCAAAGCGAAUAGAGAUACUGAGGGAAAAGCUCUGUGCCAGUGAACUGUUAAAGGGCAAGAAGGCUUCAUACCCCCAGAGUGUCCCCAUUCCAUUCCACGGUGACUACAUUGGGCUACAAGGGAACCCCAAGCUACAGAAGCUGAAAGGCAUGGAGGAAAGGCCUGUUCUGAUGGCAGAGACAGUGAGGAAGGUUAAUCGUGGCAAUGGCAAGACUUCUUCUCGGAUUCUCCUCCUGACCAAGGGGCACGUGAUUCUCACAGACACCAGGAAGUCCCAGACCAAAUUUGUCAUUGGAUUGGACAGUGUGACCGGGGUGUCAGUCACUAGCCUUAAAGAUGGGCUCUUUAUCUUACAUCUGAAUGAGGCAACGAUGUCAGUGGGCUCCAAGGGGGACCUCCUGCUGGUCAGUGACCACGUGGUGGAACUGCUGACCAAAGUGUACCAGGCUGUGCUGAAUGCCACACAGAGGCAGCUUCCAGUCACUGUGACUGACAAGUUCUCAGUGAGGUUCAAGGAGAGCAGUGUGGCUGUCAAGGUCAUCCAGGGCCCUGGGGGUGAUGAGAAAAGCAAGCUAAGCUGCAAGAAGAAGGGGAGUCAUUGCCUGGAGGUGACCGUGCAGUGACAAGGAGGGGACCUAAGGGCUGAGACAGUGGCUUCUCCCUCAUUGAUCAGCACUGACCCCCUCUGCCCUCCUAGGUGGGAGGAUCUCAUGUCUAACCCCUCUGAUGCAGGGGGAGGGGACUGGAGAUUGAAGAAUCCUCUUUUCCCAAACCUUUCUAGUAUUCUCCUUGAAAAGUAGCUUCCUGCCACCCUUAGCCUCUUUGCCCACUAAUAAAACAUGACUUUC
Molecule: messenger RNA, 3597 nt
Organism: Otolemur garnettii (small-eared galago)
Lineage: Eukaryota; Metazoa; Chordata; Mammalia; Primates; Galagidae
Gene: MYO1A
Product: myosin IA
Exons: 28
Coding region: 238-3372 (1044 amino acids)
Biological process (GO): sensory perception of sound; actin filament organization; vesicle transport along actin filament
Cellular component (GO): brush border; cytoplasm; vesicle
Molecular function (GO): actin filament binding; ATP binding; microfilament motor activity
Source: RefSeq, a predicted model, not a curated record